AUGUCUCCCCCUACUUUCCGCCGCAUCGUCACCUCCCAUCAUCCCUCAGACACCACCGGCGACAACGUCACAUACCACGACGACACCCUCCCUCUACACCCCGUCCUCCCAGGCCUCCACAUCUCUCCCCUAUACUCCUCCCCCGGCCUCCCCACCUACAACCCCCAUAUCGUCUCCACAGAACACAUAUCCGGCGCUGCAUCCAACGUCAAAGGCGUUGUCCUCCCAGGCGGUACAGACGCCCAAGUCACCCACUACGCCCCGCGCGCUAGCGUACCCCUCCAUCGCACAUCCUCCGUCGACUACAACGUCAUCGUCCAAGGCUCCAUCUUUCUCAUUGUCCCAGAUGGCCAAGGAGGGGAGAAGAGGGAAGAAGUGAAGGCGGGAGAAUUGGUAGUGCAGACGGGGACAUUGCAUGGGUGGGAAGCAGGAGAGGAAGGGGCGAGGGUAGUUACGGUGGUGGUAGAGGCAAAGAAGGUGGAAGUGGGAGGGAAGGAGCUGGAGGAUGUUGAUUUCAAGUAG
Cryptococcus amylolentus CBS 6039 is the source of this 522-nucleotide messenger RNA. RefSeq lists its product as hypothetical. The record is from RefSeq and is a predicted model, not a curated record. Bases 1 to 522 code for a protein of 173 amino acids. Lineage: Eukaryota; Fungi; Basidiomycota; Tremellomycetes; Tremellales; Cryptococcaceae. The transcript has a single exon.